Messenger RNA from Anoplopoma fimbria (sablefish), 1827 nucleotides. RefSeq names its product transmembrane protein 117 (gene tmem117). Bases 1 to 1827 code for a protein of 608 amino acids. The transcript is spliced from 8 exons. NCBI's taxonomy places the organism in Eukaryota, Metazoa, Chordata, Actinopteri, Perciformes, Anoplopomatidae. The record is from RefSeq and is a predicted model, not a curated record. Gene Ontology annotation, biological process: intrinsic apoptotic signaling pathway in response to endoplasmic reticulum stress.
AUGUGUGUCGGCCACAUAGCGGUGCACAGAUGCUUUAAUGCGUGCUGUGUGGACUCCCAGCUACCUCCAUCCACUCUGCAGCAGCGGGAGCAGCGUCCUCACAGCAGCCGAGAAACCUGCACCGUUUUGGGGGUGGAGGUGGUUGGUGGUUGGUGGUGGGGAGGGGGAACCCAGCUGCAGAAGCACCGCCCCGGCGCAUGGACGGUCCAGCACAAUGGCAGAGGAAUCGGGGGUGUAGUGUGGCUGGGGGGGGUGCUCAGCAGGAUGGAAAUAGAUGCCCGGUUUCGCUACUAUUUCCAGCACCCGUGGUCGCGCCUCAUCGUGGCCUACCUCGUCACCUUCUUUAACUUCCUCAUCUUCGCCGAGGACCCCAUCUCUCACAGUCAGACAGGGGCCCAUAUGAUCGUGGUGGGCAACUGCUUCUCCUUCCUGUUCAACAAGUACCCGGGCCUCGGAUGGAACGUCCUGAAAGUAAUAUGCUGGAUACUGGCCAUAAUCACUGGCAUGUUAGCCGGGAAGUUUAUAUUCCACCGCCAGCUCUUUGGUCGAUACCUGCGCCUGAAAAUGUUCCGCGAGGAUCAUGGCUCCUGGAUGACCAUGUUCUUCAGCGCCAUCCUCUUCCUCUUCAUCUUCUCACACAUCUACAACCUUAUCCUGCUGAUGGCUGGGAGCAUGGAGCCUCACAUGGUGACUGAUUCCAUGGGCAUCAGGAAUGAGAGCUUCAUGAAGAUUGCUGCAGUGGGGACGUGGAUGGGAGACUUUGUCACUGCCUGGAUGGUGACAGAUAUGAUGCUCCAGGAUCAACACUACCCAGACUGGGGCAAAGCAGCCAGAAGGUUCUGGAAGCAAGGAAACAACAGGAUUGUUCUCUUCUGGACAGUGCUCAUCUCGCUGACCUCGGUAGUGGUUCUGGUCAUCAGUACUGACUGGAUCAGCUGGGACAACCUGAACCGAGGCUUCCUGCCCAGCGACGAGGUCUCCAGAGCCUUCCUGGCCUCCUUCAUCUUGGUCUUCGACCUUCUCAUUGUCAUGCAGGACUGGGAGUUCCCUCACUUCAUGGGUGACCUGGAUAUGAAUCUACCAGGAAUGUCAACAACGCAUGUCAAGGUCAAGCUUCCUGUCUGCAAGAGUAUCUUUAAAGAGGAGUACCACAUUCACAUCACAGGUAAGUGGUUCAACUACGGGAUCAUCUUCCUGGUGCUGAUUUUGGACCUCAACAUGUGGAAGAACCAGAUCUUCUACCAGCCCUACGAGUACGGUCAGUACAUCGGGCCCGGUGAGAAGAUCUUCACAGUGGAGGAGCCGGAAACACUCCGCUUCUUCAACCGCAGCACUCUCACCUACGCGUGGCGCUCCACCAACAUCAACCCCGACAGCAACUUGACCUACGUGGAGCGGGACAUGUUCCUCCACAGCCGCUUCACCGGAGCCAGCCUCGACGUCAAGUGCCUGGCCUUCAUCCCAAGCCUGGCGGCGUUUGUCCUCUUCGGCUUCUUCAUUUGGUAUUUUGGGCGAUUUCAGGACAGCGAGACCUUCACUGAAAACCAAGACAAGACGUACGAGAGGAUAAAGAGGAAGUCGCCGUCGGAGCACAGCAAGGAGAUGGGUGUGACGCCGGAGGAGGUGCAAAUGAACAUGAGCGAGAGUCUGAAACGAGCGGGAACGCCAAUGCUUCUCUCGGUGGACGGGCCACACUUUGGAGCGACGCCCUCUACGCACUCGACCAUUUCCAUGGAAACCCAAGAGACACAUCCGAGCAUUGUGAUCGACAGCGCAGAGCAGGAGGAACCAGUUGUCUCUUUCGAUGUCAAUAAGCUCUCUCCCUGA